CCCUGACCUCGGGUGAUCUGCCCACCUUGGCCUCCCAAAGUGCUGGGAUUACAGGCAUGAGCCACCAUGCCCAGCCACGCCCUGCCUCUUUUUAGAGUUUGAUAAGUUCUUUGAUUAAGAUGCACUGCAGGAAAAGGAUGUUUCUGUGAAUAGCCACAAAGACUUCCUCUAGAUUCCUGAAGGGAUUGAUGUCAUUUCCCAAAAGGCCAAAUAUAUUUCAACAAAUUAAUCUUCAUUGAAUACCUACUUUAUGCCCAGCAAUCUUUUAAAUUUGAGGAGAAAGAAUAUGAUAUCAUCAUGGUCCUUAAAGAACUUAGGAUAACAAUGAUUGAUACUAAGCACUUACAAAAUACUAUAUACUCUGCUACUGACCUUAUAUACAUAUUGUUUCACUUAGUACUUACAGAACCUGAGGCUUGUAUUACUGUGUCCAUUUUACAGACAAAGAAACUGAGGUUCAGAGAAGUGUAGUAACUUGCUAAGUGGCGGGGCAAGGAUUUUACUCUAAAUGCUUGACUCCAAAGCCCAUAGUCUGCUUCCCUGAGGUGCAGUUGGAGAGGCAAGAUGGACUCCUGUGAAAACACAUACUUAUCACCAAAAUAGAUGGUGUCUGGCAAUGGAUGCAAAGCUGUAGGGAUAGUUAAUGUGUGAAAUGUCUGGAUCUAGAGUCUAAAGAUCUUGGCAGACGGGUAGAACAGAUAAAAGUAGUGAAAUGAAAUUUACUGGAGAUAAAUGCAAAAUCCCCCAUUUAAGUAAAAAUCAGCUCUUGAAGUCCUGAGGAGGGGAAAAAUGGUUUAAUAGCACUCUAUGUAGGGAAAAAAGGACUUAGGAAUUUUAGUUAUCUGCAGGUUCAAGAUGGGUCUGCAGUAGAACAAUGUGGCCAAUGUAAACACUAAUGUACCCUGAUGUUGUAUUAAUAAAAAUAUGGAAUCCACUGCAAAAUAAAUGAGGACAACAAGAUGAUCAGGGAACUGGGAGUUUGGUCAUUUGAGAAAUGACUGAAUGAAUUAGGGGUUUUUGGCCUUCAGAUAUUUGAUUCUUGUGGCGGAAGGGUUACACUUAUUCUACCGACCUCCAGAGGAAAGUCCUGGGCCCCGACCAAAGCGUGGAAGAUCUGGGCUCCACAGAAAAUGUCAUAGAACUAACUAUUCCAGAAUGAUUCAGGCUGCCUGGUGAGGUCGUGAAGUGUGGAAGCAGACGCUGAGUGCUGUUGUGAGAGGGAUUCUAUGGCUCCAAGGGCUGCAGGAGUUCAGAGCAGAGGAGACUCAGGGAGGGCUGGAGGCAUCAGAGGCGGUUCACUGGGAAACUGGAAUGUGGUAGGAUUUAGAAGGUUGCUGAGGAAAGAGUAUUCUAGGUGAGGAAAACAACAUAUGAGAAGAUGAAGGGAGUGGCAUCUUUAAAAGCUUCCUUUAUUUUUUGACUAGGACAUGGCUUGAGUAUGACCUUGUGCUAAUUGGGCAGGAGGAGCAAGAUUGAAUAAAGGGAUUCUAGGCCAGUGUCUAAUCCUGUAACACUUAGAUUGGAGGCAGGAGAACUUUUUCAGGUACCAUUUUUAUUUUCUGCCAGGAUAUUUGAUAAGCGAGCAUUAACCUAAUACAUGACCCAAGCUGUGUCUCAUUUGCAGGAGACUGACUUCAGCAUGAUGAAACAAACAGGCAUCUCAUCUCUUUUAUUCUUACUUAAAAACCCCAGCCUGCCUGAGCUGUUGGAAAGGAGAGCUGUGAGCUAUUGAACGUUGUUAACCAUGUGUUGCAUGACAUGUUGAGUUUUAAAAGACAAGUGGUUGAGGUUAGGUCAACUCAUGUCCCCCCUCCACUGUGGUGGGACCACUCUGGAAAGGCAAGAGGGACCCCCCCACCCCAGGUUUAGUUCAGAUGUGGAAACUGAUGGUACCUCACAUGUGCACACAUCGAAAUGGUCUGUAGCUUACCUAUCUGAAGUCUCUGGGAGACAGGGCAGGCCUGUCAAGCAGUGUGAAAUGGCCUGAACGAGCCAGGCAGAGACCAGGUUUUCCUGAGUUUAAGGGGUGGGGUCAGUGCACAGGUGGCCAGGGCCUUGCCACUUUUAAAUCUCCCCUGCUGCCAAAGGAGGGAGCACCUGAGCCUUCUUAGCAGCCUGCCCAGGUGUGGGACAGAAGGGGCAGAGGGAGGGCGGGGGUUAAAGGCUGUGAGCAGUCAGAUCAAAAAUGAAGCUAGCUCUUCCUCACAGCCUGUAGAGGGAAGUCAUUUUUCCAGGGCCUGGAAGGAGCUGGUAUGAAGACUAGAUUCCACCCAGCCCUUGCGCCCUGUUUCUGCCAGCGGGCACCAGCAAACCGAAAGCAGGUGUCCAUGUCUGCUUACUCUGUGCCUUCACCUUUUGCCCAGGCCUCAUUGCCAGUGCAUAACCAGGUGCUGCCUUCCAUCGAGAGUGUGGAUGGCUCCGACCCUUUGGCAACUCUGCAGACCCCUCUAGGCAGACUGGAGGCCAAAGAGGAAGAGGAUGAGGAUGAGGAUGAGGACACUGAGGAAGAUGAGGAAGAAGACGGAGAGGACACAGAUCUGGAUGACUGGGAGCCAGACCCGCCCCGGCCCUUCGACCCGCACGACUUAUGGUGUGAAGAGUGCAAUAACGCACAUUCUUCAGUGUGCCCAAAGCAUGGCCCCUUGCACCCGAUCCCCAACCGGCCGGUGCUCACCCGUGCGAGGGCGAGCCUGCCCCUGGUGCUUUACAUAGACAGGUUUCUGGGCGGCGUGUUCUCCAAGCGGCGCAUCCCCAAGCGCACCCAGUUCGGCCCCGUGGAGGGGCCUCUCGUCAGGGGCUCGGAGCUGAAAGACUGUUAUAUUCACCUCAAGGUUUCUCUUGAUAAAGGGGACAGAAAAGACAGGGAUUUACAUGAAGACCUAUGGUUUGAGUUGUCUGAUGAGACGCUUUGUAACUGGAUGAUGUUUGUACGGCCAGCCCAGAAUCACCUGGAGCAGAACCUGGUGGCUUACCAGUAUGGCCACCAUGUGUAUUAUACAACCAUAAAGAAUGUGGAGCCCAAGCAGGAACUGAAGGUGUGGUAUGCCGCGUCCUAUGCUGAGUUCGUGAACCAGAAAAUUCAUGACAUAUCUGAGGAAGAAAGGAAAGUUCUUCGGGAGCAAGAGAAGAAUUGGCCCUGCUAUGAAUGUAACCGCCGAUUUAUAAGCUCGGAGCAGUUGCAACAGCAUCUCAAUUCUCAUGAUGAGAAACUAGAUGUGUUUAGCAGAACAAGAGGCAGAGGAAGGGGACGAGGCAAGAGGCGAUUUGGUCCAGGUCGACGGCCAGGGCGUCCUCCAAAAUUUAUCCGCCUGGAAAUCACCAGCGAAAAUGGGGAAAAGAGUGACGAUGGGACACAGGACUUGCUACAUUUUCCCACAAAGGAGCAAUUUGAUGAGGCUGAACCAGCCACUCUGAAUGGGCUGGAUCAACCAGAACAGACCACUAUCCCAAUCCCUCAGCUGCCACAAGAAACCCAGUCUUCCCUGGAACAUGAACCAGAAACUCACACCCUGCAUUUGCAGCCGCAGCAUGAAGAAAGCGUGGUGCCCACCCAGAGCACGCUGACAGCCGACGACAUGCGCAGAGCCAAGCGCAUCCGAAAUGCAGCUCUUCAGCAUCUGUUUAUUCGGAAGUCCUUCCGGCCUUUUAAAUGCUUGCAGUGUGGGAAGGCCUUCCGGGAAAAGGACAAACUGGACCAGCACUUGCGCUUCCAUGGGCGGGAGGGGAACUGCCCACUGACCUGUGACCUCUGUAACAAGGGCUUCAUCAGCAGCGCAUCCUUGGAGAGCCACAUGAAGCUCCACUCAGACCAGAAGACUUACUCUUGCAUUUUUUGCCCAGAAUCCUUUGACCGCCUUGAUUUGUUGAAAGAUCAUGUGGCCAUUCAUAUCAAUGAUGGCUACUUCACCUGCCCAACUUGUAAGAAACGGUUCCCAGAUUUUAUCCAGGUGAAAAAGCACGUGCGCAGCUUCCACUCAGAAAAGAUCUACCAGUGCACAGAGUGUGACAAGGCCUUCUGUCGCCCCGACAAACUGCGACUCCACAUGCUCCGGCAUUCGGACCGCAAAGACUUCCUGUGUUCCACCUGUGGGAAGCAAUUUAAGCGAAAAGACAAACUACGGGAACACAUGCAGAGGAUGCAUAAUCCUGAGAGGGAGGCCAAGAAAGCCGACCGCAUCAGCCGCUCCAAGACGUUCAAGCCUCGCAUCACGUCCACAGACUACGACAGCUUCACGUUCAAGUGCCGCCUUUGCAUGAUGGGCUUCCGCCGGCGCGGCAUGCUGGUAAAUCACUUGUCAAAGAGACACCCAGACAUGAAGAUAGAAGAGGUGCCAGAGUUAACUCUACCCAUCAUAAAACCCAAUCGUGAUUACUUUUGUCAGUAUUGCGAUAAGGUUUAUAAAAGCGCCAGCAAGCGCAAAGCCCACAUUCUGAAGAACCACCCAGGAGCCGAGCUCCCACCGAGCAUCCGGAAGCUCCGGCCCGCUGGUCCCGGAGAGCCAGACCCCAUGCUGAGCACACACACCCAGCUGACGGGCACCAUUGCCACCCCUCCCGUCUGCUGUCCCCACUGCUCCAAGCAGUACAGCAGCAAGACCAAGAUGGUCCAGCACAUUCGAAAGAAGCAUCCGGAGUUCGCCCAGCUCUCCAACACCAUACACACACCACUGACGACAGCUGUGAUCAGUGCCACCCCCGCGGUUUUAACUACGGACAGCGCUACCGGAGAGACUGUGGUGACGACGGACCUGCUCACCCAGGCAAUGACAGAACUGUCCCAGACCUUGACGACGGACUACCGAACGCCACAAGGGGAUUACCAGAGAAUUCAGUACAUCCCUGUGUCGCAGUCGGCAUCUGGCCUCCAGCAGCCUCAGCACAUACAGCUGCAAGUGGUGCAAGUGGCCCCGGUAUCUGGGCAGCCAUUGAGUCCCUCAGCCCAGCAGGCUCAGCAGGGGCUCAGCCCCUCCCACAUCCAGGGCAGUUCUUCCACACAGGGGCAGGCCCUGCAGCCGCAGCAGCAGCAGAGUUCCUCUGUGCAGCACACGUACCUGCCCAGUGCUUGGAAUUCCUUCCGUGGCUAUUCAUCUGAGAUUCAAAUGAUGACCCUUCCCCCAGGUCAGUUUGUGAUUACAGACAGUGGUGUGGCAACUCCAGUUACUACUGGCCAGGUGAAGGCGGUUACUCCGGGUCAUUAUGUGUUAUCAGAAAGUCAACCAGAAUUGGAGGAAAAGCAAACUUCCGCCCUCUCUGGUGGAGUCCAGGUCCAGCCACCUGCACACAGUGACUCCUUGGAUCCCCAGACCACCAGCCAACAGCAGACCACACAGUACAUCAUCACUACCACCACCAAUGGGAACGGAAGCAGCGAAGUGCACAUCACCAAACCAUGACUUCCGCCCUGGAGCUCGAAUCCAGCACCCACCUCAUGUCUGUUCUCAUAAGUCUGAGAGCUCUGACACUUAGAGCUCUUUUGUAAGAUUUAUUAUUCACUCAAGAGUCUGAAAACGACAGUUUUGUCUCUCAUCCAUCCACUGGGGUUUAUUUUGCCAAGGUCAUCUUUAUCAAAUUGACGCUUCAAACCCUUCGUUUUUUGCCAUGGAACGGAGAUCUUUCAGGGGAAAGUAGAUUUCGAGAUGGAGAGAAUUUGCCCUGCUCUUGAGUUGGUCUUUUAACACACUGACAAGCCUUACUUUUCCUUUGUGGAAAUAUUAAGUGGCGUAUUGUGUUCAUAGCAAAGGUGGAGACAGGAUGUGCCAAGUCCAUAGUUACUGGACUUCUUAUUCCAAGCCGUGGCACCGAAGGAGAAGAGGCACUUUGUGGGUGUGUAUUAGGUCUGAACUGCUUUGUCUUGUUUUAGUUUUCAGUAAUUUAACAAAGGGAGCUUGUUGAAUAAGAAAAUGAAAUGAUGAAACAAAAGUUUUGACAGUGACGUUCUGAGGCAAAAACUGUCAUCUAAAUUUUUCUUGCUGAUUUUUUUUUUAACUUCCCUAUUUUAGAAAACUGUUGUUAGGCUGUUGGUAGUGCUUUCCACAGAUGCUGGUCCUCAGUGGAUUAGGUCAGAAGCUCAUGUUCUGAUAGUUCUUCAUUAUUUCACGAAGGUGGACUCCCUGAAAGAGAAAAGUCUGCUUGAUGGCAGCAAAAUCUAAACCCCUGCAUUAAAACUUUGCCUCCCAUUCUCUGGUUGUGGUGGUGGUAAGAAGGAGCUAUUGGUAUCAAGAAAAAUUACCAAAACUAGAUAGAGAGAGAGAGAGAGAGAGAGAGAAGAGAGAGAAUUGAAAUUUUGUUCUGCCUUGCAGGAUCCAUUUAUCAUUCAUUGGUAAAAGAUAUAUUCCUUGGCCGGGCGCGGUGGCUCAAGCCUGUAAUCCCAGCACUUUGGGAGGCCGAGACGGGCGGAUCACGAGGUCAGGAGAUCGAGACCAUCCUGG
This is a messenger RNA of Chlorocebus sabaeus (green monkey), 6428 nucleotides long. It is a transcript of the gene PRDM10, whose product is annotated as PR/SET domain 10. Gene Ontology annotation, molecular function: protein binding. Gene Ontology annotation, biological process: positive regulation of transcription by RNA polymerase II. The record is from RefSeq and is a predicted model, not a curated record. Gene Ontology annotation, cellular component: nucleus. Lineage: Eukaryota; Metazoa; Chordata; Mammalia; Primates; Cercopithecidae.